AUGGUGUCCUCAUCUUCCUCGGCAACGGCGUUAGCACCACUCGGUCCUCAAGUCACCGAGAAGCUCACCAGGGAUAACUACGUACUAUGGAAGGCGCAGGUUCUUCCGCCCAUCACGGGGGCGCAAUUGCUUGGAAUUCUAGAGGGAUCCAUCAAAGACCCACCUGAAAUUUUGGAGAUCAUCAAGGAUGACAAGUCCAAGGAGACUGUUAGCAAUCCGGCAUACUCCACAUGGCUGGCACAAGAUCAGCAAAUUCUUGCGUUUCUGUUCAACUCCGUUACAAAAGAUGCAUUGGGGCAAGUAGCAACCCUAGCAUCGUCUGCAGAGGUUUGGGUGGCGUUAGAGAAUAUGUUCUUUGCUCAAUCUCGUGCAAGAGUGACUCAUCUGCGGAUGCAGUUGUCGACCCUCAAGAAGGGAAACAUGACAACCUCAGUUUAUUUCAACAAGAUGAAGGCAAUCGCCGACGAGCUUGCGGGCGCUGGAAAGAAGGUUGAAGAUGACGAGAUGAUAUCUUUCAUCCUUACUGGAUUGGACAGUGAAUAUAACCCUAUUGUUACUUCGGUCAUGGGGUGCACGGAUCAGAUCUCAUUGAGUGAGUUAUACACCCAAGUGAUGGCGUAUGAAUCAAGAUUGGAGAUGCUACAUGAUAACUCUGGUCCUCAGUACCAAUCAUCCGCAAAUGCUGCAUCAAGAGGAUGA
Setaria italica (foxtail millet) is the source of this 699-nucleotide messenger RNA. RefSeq lists its product as uncharacterized. NCBI's taxonomy places the organism in Eukaryota, Viridiplantae, Streptophyta, Magnoliopsida, Poales, Poaceae. The transcript has a single exon. Bases 1 to 699 code for a protein of 232 amino acids. The record is from RefSeq and is a predicted model, not a curated record.